AUGCAAAGCAAUCAAUAAAACUAAAAUAUGCAAGCUUUUACAAAUGACAAUUCAUUGCAAUUUAACAAUCCUAAAGUUAAUUUAGUUAAUAAAAAUUAAUAACAAAUAUUAGCAUCACAAGUCUAAAAUCAUAAUAAUCCUGUUAUUCCAUAAGUAUUUCACUUUAUGGGAUAAAAUUCUAUUUAAUAAUAAUAAAUCCGAUAAAAUAUACAAUAACAACCUUUUUUUAACAUUGAAAAUUAUGAUUUACUCACAAUUUCUGGAAUUGAGUAUAGAAAAAUGAGACUAUUAGGUAAAGGUACUUUUGGUAGUGUUUAUCAGAUUUACAAUGAAUAGAAUAAUUAAUUUUAUGCUUUGAAGAUAUAGUCAUCCAUUUUGAAAACUGAAGAAGAAAUUUUACUAAAGCUAAAAAAUAAAAUCUUUAAAAAUUUAGUAAACACAAUAGAAUUUGAAAAACAUAAUGAAACUGGAGAAUAUUUUGUCCUUAUGGAGUUUUGUGAAAAAAGCUUAUAAAAUGAAAUAGAUUUAAAUCUAAUUAAUUAUUAAGAAGCUAGAUAUAUGAUUAAAUAAAUUGCGAAUGGAAUUAAGGAACUUCAUAAUGAGAAAAUUAUUCACAGAGAUUUAAAGCCAGAAAACAUACUAGUUUUUUAAAAAAUAGACUAAACUACUAAAUUGAAAUAAAAAAUUUAUAAAAUAUGCGAUUUUGGUUUAUCAAGUGAUAGAAAUUUAGCAAUAACCUAAUAAUGUGGAACAGCUCACUAUAUGGCUCCAGAGCAAAUUAAGCUUUAAAAUUAAGAAGGAUAUAAUGAUUCAGUUGAUAUUUGGGCUUUUGGCACAGUUAUUUUUGAAAUAUUUUCUAGAUAAGUCAUGUUCAUGGAAAAAAACAAAUAAGAAAUUUACAAAUCUAUUCUCAAUAUUAAAUAAGAAGAGAUAGAUAAAAAAAUAGAAAAUGCUUUAUCUAUGCUUAACGAAAAAUACAUUUAACUAGUUAAAGGUAUGGUUCGUAUUGACCCUUCAAGUCGAAUGAAAAUUAAUGAAAUUUUAGAAGUUUUAUAAAGAUAAGACGUUUUUAAAACAGUUUUAAAUGUAAAUAAAAAAAAUAUAUUUCAAGAAAUAAUAAAUGAAACAAAGAAGUAAUUCAGAAGGAAACAUGAGACAAAAUAAUGAUCAACUUUAAAACCAGAUAUAAAAUGAACACUUUUUAUAGUAAUAAUAACAUUAGGAUUUCAUUUCAAAAAAGAAUACAUUAAAAAUUGAAGAGUAAAAGCCAAUUUAAUAGUUUAUAUAAAUUACUAAAAAUCGAUAACAAUAAUAAAACAUUUAGAACUCUUAAGAGGUAAACCCCAAUUAAUAUGUUUAAUAAAAUCAUUAUAAUAUUUAGUAAUAAUAAAACAAUUUUAGAACUCAAGAGGAAAAACAAAAUUAAUAUCCUUAAUAAAUUCAUUAAAAUAUUUAGAAAUAAUAAAAUGUUUUUAGAACUCAGGAGGAAAAAAAAAAUUAAUAGCCUUAAUAAAUUCAUUAAAAUAAUUAGCAAUAACAAAAUGUUUUUAAAAUUCAGGAGGAAAAACCAAAUUAAUAGCCUUAAUAAAUUCAUUAAAAUAUUUAGCAAUAAUAAAAUGUCUUUAAAACUCAAGAGGAAAAACCAAAUUAAUUGCCUUAAUAAAUUCAAUUAAAAUUAUAAUAAUAAAAAAAUGUUUUUAGAACUCAAGAAGAAAAACCAAAUUAAUAAUUUUAAUAAAUUCACUAUAAUAUUUAGUAAUAAUAAAACAAUUUAAGAAAUUAAGAUGAAAAACCAAAUUAAUAGCCUUAAUACAUUCAUUAAAAUAUUUAGGAAUAAUAAAAUGUUUUUAAAACUCAAGAGGAAAAACCAAAUUAAUUGCCUUAAUAAAUUCCUUAAAGUCACUAACAAUAAUUAAACGUUUAUAAUUCUCAAGAGGAUAAAACAAAUUAAUAAUUUUAAUAAAUUCAUUAUAAUAUUUAGCAAUAAUAAAGUGUUUUUAAAACUCAAGAGGAAAGACCAAAUUAAUUGCCUUAAUAAAUUCCUUAAAGUCACUAACAAUAAUUAAACGUUUAUAAUUCUCAAGAGGAUAAAACAAAUUAAUAAUUUUAAUAAAUUCAUUAUAAUAUUUAGCAAUAAUAAAGUGUUUUUAAAACUCAAGAGGAAAGACCAAAUUAAUUGCCUUAAUAAAUUCCUUAAAGUCACUAACAAUAAUUAAACGUUUAUAAUUCUCAAGAGGAUAAAACAAAUUAAUAAUUUUAAUAAAUUCAUUAUAAUAUUUAGCAAUAAUAAAGUGUUUUUAAAACUCAAGAGGAAAGACCAAAUUAAUUGCCUUAAUAAAUUCCUUAAAGUCACUAACAAUAAUUAAACGUUUAUAAUUCUCAAGAGGAUAAAACAAAUUAAUAAUUUUAAUAAAUUCAUUAUAAUAUUUAGCAAUAAUAAAGUGUUUUUAAAACUCAAGAGGAAAGACCAAAUUAAUUGCCUUAAUAAAUUCCUUAAAGUCACUAACAAUAAUUAAACGUUUAUAAUUCUCAAGAGGAUAAAACAAAUUAAUAAUUUUAAUAAAUUCAUUAUAAUAUUUAGCAAUAAUAAAGUGUUUUUAAAACUCAAGAGGAAAGACCAAAUUAAUUGCCUUAAUAAAUUCCUUAAAGUCACUAACAAUAAUUAAACGUUUAUAAUUCUCAAGAGGAUAAAACAAAUUAAUAAUUUUAAUAAAUUCAUUAUAAUAUUUAGCAAUAAUAAAGUGUUUUUAAAACUCAAGAGGAAAGACCAAAUUAAUUGCCUUAAUAAAUUCCUUAAAAUCACUAAAAAUAAUAAAACAUUAAGAAAUCUUAAGAGGAUAAACCUAAUUAAUAAUUUUUAUAAAUUCAUUAAAAUAUUUAGUAAUAUUAAAACAAUUUUAGAAAUUAAGAGGAUAAGCCAUAUUAAUAGUUUAUAUAAAACCAAUAAAAUUAAAUCUAAUAAUUAAAUAUUUAUAGUUCCGAAGAUGAAAUGUAAACUAAUAAGCUUUUAAAAAUUCCAUAAAAUUAAAGCCCUAAUUAUUAAAAUUCGUAAACUGAAGAGGAAAAACUUUAAAAAUAACCUUAAUAAAUUUCUCAUAUUUAAUAAUAAUAGUUAAACAUUUUAAAUUUUUAAGAAGAAAACCAAAAUAAAUAAUUUUAGUAAAUCCCUUAAAAUUAACUGUUUUAAUAAAACACUUUAAAUCUUAAAGAGGAAAAACCAAAUUAACAAUUUUAUUAAUUUCCUUAAAACCAACUGAAUUAAUAAAACAUUUUUAAUACUGAAGCUGAAAAGCAUAGUUAAUAAUUUUAAUAGUCUCCUUAAAAUAUAUAACAAUAAUAAAACAUUUAGUAAAACAUUUCUAGAACUUAUGAGGAUAAGAUAAAUUAAUAGUUUUUAUUAAACCAAUAAAAUUAAAAGUAAUAAUAAAAUAUUUUAAAAAUUGAAACUGAAAAACAAAAUGUAUAAUCUUAAAAAUUUCCUUAAAAUUAAUAACAAUAAAACAAUUUCAAUCUUAAAGAUGAUAAGCCAAAAUAAUAAGCAUUUCCUAAAAAUGAUGAACAGAUGGCAAAUUUAUAUUUAAACUAAAAUAAUUCUUAAAAUUGCUAAAUUAAAGAUUUUAAAGAGGAUAUAACCAAUAAAAUUUCCCUAUAAUGUUUUCCGAAUUAAAAUCCAUAGAUAUGA
Molecule: messenger RNA, 3682 nt
Organism: Paramecium sonneborni
Lineage: Eukaryota; Ciliophora; Oligohymenophorea; Peniculida; Parameciidae
Source: the annotation of a GenBank genome assembly